This is a messenger RNA of Morone saxatilis (striped sea-bass), 2182 nucleotides long. It is a transcript of the gene kctd12.1, whose product is annotated as potassium channel tetramerisation domain containing 12.1. Gene Ontology annotation, molecular function: protein binding. Gene Ontology annotation, biological process: protein homooligomerization; regulation of G protein-coupled receptor signaling pathway. The transcript has a single exon. Lineage: Eukaryota; Metazoa; Chordata; Actinopteri; Moronidae. Bases 324 to 1187 code for a protein of 287 amino acids. The record is from RefSeq and is a predicted model, not a curated record. Gene Ontology annotation, cellular component: postsynaptic membrane; presynaptic membrane.
AUAAUCAAUGUGGGUGCUUGCUUUAAAUGAUGCUGGAGUAGCAUGGAUUUGCUCCCCACCUCUCUCUCUCUCUUCUCUCUCUCUCUCUCUGUGUGUGUAUGUGUGUGAGAGAGAGAGAGAGAGAAGAGAGAGAGAGAGAGCUGCACAGUCUGUAUUUUUGGCAAGACAGUCAUGUUAUAGUUAAACGUCAAUUUAGCAGUCAACCUCCUCCUAUCACGCACGCGCACUCACGCACGUGGUAAGCCCAGACUUCAUAAACAAGCCGCUGCCACUUAGUUGCUCUGUGUUCCCUCUGAUCCCACAUCAGUGCAGGCUCAGAGAAGAUGGCACUGGCCGACACAGAGCGCGGAGUGUCCAACUGCGGCGACUCUGGCUCCCCGUUUGCAGAGAUUAUUGAGCUGAACGUCGGCGGGCAGGUUUAUGUGACCAGACACAAAACUCUCAUCGCCGUCCCAGACUCGCUGCUGUGGAACAUGUUCAGUAAGAAGGCUCCCAAGGAGUUGGCGAGAGACAGCAAGGGGCGCUUCUUCUUGGACAGGGACGGGUUCUUGUUCCGCUACAUCCUCGAUUAUCUCCGAGACCUGAACUUGGUCCUCCCUGACUACUUCCCCGAGAAAAGUCGACUGCAGAGGGAGGCUGACUUUUUCCAGCUGCGGGACCUUGCCAAACGCCUCAGCCCCCGGGUGAGUAAGGACAAUUCCAUCAGCGAGGAGAUUAGCCAGAGUGACACUGAGGAAGGUGCGCAGCAGUGCUCCUCCGGCGGCAUGGAGACUUUACGCACCAUGUCGGUCAGCGGGGCCAUGCGCUCCCCGUCACUGGACUCCAGAAAGUCGGGCUACAUCACGGUAGGAUACCGCGGCUCGUACACCAUUGGCAGAGACAUCCAAACCGACGCCAAAUUCAGAAGAGUGGCGCGCAUCACGGUUUGCGGGAAGACGUCUCUGGCCAAAGAAGUGUUUGGGGACACGCUGAAUGAGAGCAGAGACCCAGACAGGCCACCUGAGAGAUACACAUCCCGGUACUACCUGAAGUAUAAUUUUCUAGAGCAGGCAUUUGACAAGCUGACAGAGGCGGGCUUCCACAUGGUGGCCUGCAGCUCCACAGGCACCUGCGCCUACACCAGCAAUGAUCCAAACGAGGACAAAAUUUGGACAAGCUACACUGAAUAUGUCUUCUGUCGGGAAUAACAAACAGUAAACAUGCCGUGUUGAUGUAAAUAGACAUUUCAUAAUCUAGAGGGGAAUGUCUUUUAAAACAAGUAUUGCAUUUGCUGUGUUGAAUGGUAGCGUUUGUCAAGGGCGAGUGACUGCAACCUAUUGCUCCAUUAUUCUAAGAAUAGUCACAUAGCAGUAUUAGCACUUCUGUGGUUAAACCGGAGACAAAAUGCCCCUAAACAGAUUAUACACAAACGAGUUUUACACGUUGUCAGGAGAUAAUAGUAACAUUUGGAUGCUCAAAGUGAGGAGAGCAUCGUUUGAGGUGACACACCCACCCAAAGCACUAUUGCUGUGGAAAACAAAAACAAAAUGCCACCAUGUCCAUCUCAUAGAGCUGCAUGUCAAUGUUUCAGUCAUAUCUGACUCAGUGCUAUGUGAAUUGAGCGGGAUCCAAGAACAGACAAGCAGCAAUUAGUAUUCAGUGUUAUUGUAACUUCUAGGCUUGCUUGAUCACAUGUUUGGCCAAGUUUUGUAUAAUCUAGUAGGUUCUUAUAUCACUGACAUGACUGUAAGUGUAUGUGCUUGCUUGGUAGAGUUGUAUUUGUUAAACCUGUCCAGAUGAAAUAAAAGCUUACACUCUACUGCUAUUCUCAGCCCCUUGCCAGUCAUCCUAUCUUCUUCCUAACAUCUGCACAAAGUGUACAGAAAGGACAAAAUACUGGCAUUCAUCUGCCUCCAACCUUUUAAACUUUACUCAGUGGGGAAUCAAAGAGUCAACCUCAAAGCGAGAGGCCCGACCCAGGAACCUCAGCCCCAUCACGGCACAGGAGCUGCCAGCUCAACAAAAUCUGUCACACUGUUUUAGAAGCUACCCAGAACUGAAAUGCGAGUGGCAGUAAUGUGUUUACGUCUGACUUACAAAAUCCUGACCGUGAACUUUCCUUGGCUCUGACUUCCUCUGUCACUCCUGCAAACAGCCAUUUCAAAGCAUUGUAUCUAUUUUAUAUUCAACUUGCCCUGUUAUU